Messenger RNA from Dermacentor silvarum, 670 nucleotides. Its product is annotated as ATP-dependent RNA helicase DHX33. Gene Ontology annotation, cellular component: intracellular anatomical structure; nucleolus. Lineage: Eukaryota; Metazoa; Arthropoda; Arachnida; Ixodida; Ixodidae. Bases 18 to 659 code for a protein of 213 amino acids. The transcript has 7 exons. The record is from RefSeq and is a predicted model, not a curated record. Gene Ontology annotation, biological process: positive regulation of transcription by RNA polymerase I. Gene Ontology annotation, molecular function: RNA binding.
CAGCCCUGGGCAAGAAAAUGGCUGCCUUCCCCCUGGAGCCUCGGUUUGCUAAAAUUAUCCUGUGUUCAAAAGAGCUUGGAUGCACGGAUGAGAUUCUGACAAUAAUAUCUAUCUUGUCUGGUGAUUCCGUGCUGUACUUCAAUGAAAAGCAGAGGGAACGUGCCGCUGAGGUUUGGAGAAAAUUUCAGUCAAACGAAGGAGACCACGUGAUGCUGCUGAAUGUCUACAAGGCUUACAAGAGUGUCAAAGGAAACAAGGCUUGGUGCAAGGAAAACUUUGUCAACAAGAAGAACAUGCUGAAGGUCAUUGAGAUUAGGUCCCAGCUGGCUGACCUGUGUGUGAAAGCAGGUGUGCCAUCAAGAUCAUGCGGCCAGGAUAGCGCGGCAUUUCGAAAAUGCCUGGCAUCUGGUCUCUUUACCAAUGUUGCCGAACUUCAGAAAAAUGGAGAUUACCUAACGCUGGAUGCACGCAAGAAAGUCCACAUUCACCCAUCAUCUUGCCUAUUCUCAUCAUCACCAGCAUGCGUGGUGUUCACUGAAAUGGUCGAAACAACCAAGUGCUACAUGAGGAACUUGACUGUGGUGGACCCUGACUGGCUGCCUGAUGUUGCUCCACAGUAUUUCAAAAAGAAGCGCCUUGGUGCCAAAGCACUGUCCUGACCAGACAGGUA